Molecule: messenger RNA, 6828 nt
Organism: Grus americana (Whooping crane)
Lineage: Eukaryota; Metazoa; Chordata; Aves; Gruiformes; Gruidae
Gene: PROM1
Product: prominin 1
Exons: 29
Coding region: 2738-5344 (868 amino acids)
Cellular component (GO): apical plasma membrane; cilium; cell surface
Molecular function (GO): cholesterol binding
Source: RefSeq, a predicted model, not a curated record
AUAUAGCAAGCAUGUCAGAUGCGUACUGAGGCUACCUUGUGUGGAAGAUUCUAUUUGUUUGGGUUUUGUUGGUGCUGCCAGACUCUACUCUGCAAUCCCUAGUGCUUGCUAGGUUUAUUUGCUUCCUACUCCUCCUAUUGCAACAGGUGGUAAUUGUUGGUAGUAGGCUUAGGACAGAUUUUGUAACAGAAAACUGUACCUUUUUAACUUGCCCUCAUCUAGCUUGGCUUGCUGUGUUACGUUUCUUGAAUGGGAAGGUGCUGUUUGUGGGUUGGGGUUUUUCUUAUGCAUACUUAGGAGUUGUAGCCUACUUGUAAUUAUCUGUUUUGUGGCUGGUUUAAUGCAUUUCACUCUCAUGGUGGCUGCUCUCAUUGGAGCAACCUCACUGAAGAGGAUUAUGGACUUGGGUUUUUCAAGUGACUAAUUCAGAAUUGUAACAAACGUAGCCAGAUCAUUUGUGUGGGCUUCCUAUGGACAACUGCAUGUUCCACCAUCCCCUUGUGGUUUGCUGCCAGCAGGCUUCCACAUUGAGCUUUAGCAGUCUAGCCUCUGGUUGAUUGAAUUUCAGUUCACAUGGUUAAUCAUCGUUGCAUCACUGCACUGCAGCGCUGUAUUUGCGUGGAUUGCAGUGUUAAACAGAAGGAGGUCAGUCCUGUUGAAACAAAGAGCUGGACAUCAUGCUGUUUCUGAGCUCUGCUCUGUUGGAGUUGAUGUAUCAUAUGAGCAGUUGCUGAACUUCUGCAUCUCUUGCUGUGUCUCCUCUCCCCCUCUUAAACAUACAGUGGAGUUGUUGAAGCUUUAUUGGUUUUGGAAAAUAUUACAAUAUUUUUAAUAAUAAGUAAGAUAUAUCAGAGAGAUGAUAAUACUGCAGCAUACUUGGUAAAAGAGUGAUGGCGUUCUCCACAGAUAGUGGUUAAGACCCCAGGAAUUAUGCUUAGUGACUCAUAUGUGGAGAAUAUUAGUGACAGCUGCAGAAUAAAAAGCAAAAGCUCUAGUCUUUUAAAGAUGGGCACUUGCAAACUGCACAGAAAGUAAGAUAUAUAUAAUAAUGAAAGUGUUUAAUUUAUUAAGUACUUAACAUGGUUUGUUUUUUUAUAUAAACAUAGUAAUGAAAUGGAUAUCUUAUUUGAUAAUUAAUGUAAGCACUUCAAAGGUUCACACAGCUUUUUUUCAUUGACUCUUUAUUUGGACUUGGGGAGAGUUGUACUGGCAGUUAUGGUAGCUCACUGACUGCAGUGAUGCCAUGCUGUUUCUGAGGAAAUGAGAUGGCCACAUGCUGCAAUGACAAGUACUGCUAAGUAAUUCUCUUUAUGUCACUCAUAUGUAUGUCAUUCUUGCAGUUCUCACAAUUACAAAUUUCACAGAUAGAUUCUUCGUCUGCUUGUCUAGCAUAUUUAACUACUAAUAUGCUCCCAGCUAAGUUUCUUUUAGAUAUCAAGACAAGGAUAACUGCUGGGAGCUUUUUACAUCUGAGUUGUUUUUAGCAUAACAGAAUGCACUACAAAGAACAUGCCCUGUCUUCUAGCUUUGCCUUAAGACACCAGUUAUGGAGACCAUGUUCCUCUCAAUUUCAUCUUUCAAAAACACACCUAACAUUUCCCUACAUUGUAUGUUUUUUGACCUCUUUCCUUAACUCUUGGAAUCAGAGCUCAGUCACCAUGUGUGAGCUUUUUCUCCUGACUCAUUGAAGUGUUGCAACUGUACUUGAGAAAUCUUCAGAAAACUAAACUUUACUUACAAAAACUGUCAAAACUUUUUUUAAGAAAACCAAGUGGAACUAUUGUGUUGGGUUUGCAUGGCAAGGUUUUGGUAGCGGGAGAGGGGGGGAUCUACAGCUGUGAGAAGCUGCUAGAAGCUUCCCCUGUGUCUGAUAGAGCCAAUGCCAGCCAAGACAGACCUGCUGCUGGCCAAGGCCAAGCCAAUCGGUGCCUCUGUGAUAACAUAUUUAAGAAGAAAAAAAAACAGAGAGAGCUUUUGCAGCUGGAGAGAGGAGUGAGAAGAUGUAAGAAACUCUGCAGACACCAAGGUCAGUGCAGAAGGAGGGGCAGGAGGUGCUCCAGGCGCCGGAGCAGAGAUCCCCCUGCAGCCCGUGGUGAAGGCCAUGGUGAAGCAGGCUGUCCCCCUGCAGCCCAUGGAGGAAGGAUGAGGGGGUGUAGAGAUUCCACCUGCAGCCCGUGGAGGACCCCACGCCGGAGCAGGUGGAGGCACCUGAAGGAGGCUGUGGCCCGUGGGAAGCCCACGCUGGAGCAAGUUCCAGGCUGGACCGGUGGACCCAUGGAGAGAGGAGCCCACGCCAGGGCAGGUUUGCUGACAGGACUUGUGACCCCAUGGGGGACCCACGCUGGAGCAGUCUGCUCCUGAAGGUCUGCACCCCGUGGGAGAAUCCCACGCUGGAGAAGUUCGUGAAGGACUGUAGCCUGUGGGAGAGACUCAUGUUGGAGAAGCUCGUAAAGGACUGUCUCCCAUGAGAGGGACUCCAUGCUGGAGCAGGGGAACGAUGAGAGGAGUCCUCCCCCUGAGGAUGAAGAAGCGGCAGAAACAACAGAUGGUGCGCUGAGUCAUAUCCAUGAGAGGCUUCUGUACCACUCCAAAGCAAGAAUACAUUAAAGAAUAAUAGGUGUGAAGGUACACCAGUGUUUUCCUGGCUAGAAAGCUAACCCACGAGUGAAUGCAUUGAAGAUCUCUAGACUUGGUGGGACAAGUAUCUCUACCUCCAAUUUUAUGAAUACUGCUAGCUAUGGCUGUGGAACUCUGUUUGCUGCUGCUGCUGUUUUGUGGAAGUACUAUUUCAGAGGUACAGCGUAUAUACAAACCGCCUCCUGGGACUUUGGAUUUUGGAUUUGUACCAGCCAAGACGUAUGAUACAGGUGCAUACCAUGAACCUGGGCCAAUAGGAAUUUUGUUUAAAAUAGUACAUGCAUUUCUGUACUUAGUGCAGCCAAAUUCUUUUCCUCAAGAUCUCAUCAGAAAAUUAGCACAGCAGAAGUUUGGAAAUACACAGGGCGAUUAUCAAAAGCCAGAAAAUGUUGUCCUCACUCUUCAGGCCAUCUACUAUGAAAUCGGUUUUAUAGUCUCCGCAACCUUGGGAUUGCUAUUUAUUUUGUUACUGCCUCUUGUGGGACUUUGCUUCUGUAUGUGUCGUUGCUGUGACAACUGUGGUGGGGAAAUGCAUCAAAGACAGAAGAAAAAUGCUGACUGUCAGAGGAGCUGUUUUGCAACAUUUCUUUUUGUUGCUUCUUUAAUAAUAAGUGUUGGAGUGCUCUGUGCGUAUGGUGCCAACCAGCAUUUAACUAACCAAGUCCGAGGAGCAAAGAAACUGGUUAACAGUAAUUUUAAAGAUCUGAAAAUUUUCCUUAACGACACUCCAGCGCAAAUCAACUACUUGGUGAGCCAGUACAACACGACUAAGGAUAAAGCACUCUCUGACCUAAAUAAUGUUGGACCUUUGCUUGGAAGUAGAGUUCAAGAACAACUGGGAAAAGAAGUACGUCCUGCACUUGAUGCAGCUCUGACAAUGGCAGGAGCCAUCAGAGAAACAAAGGAAGCACUGGAAAAUGUGAGUGUGUCUGUAGAGGUUUUGCAGGAGGGAACAGAGAGGCUUCAUGCAAACUUGACAGAUGUUAAAAUGCACCUAAGCAACACCCUCAAUGAUUCUGCAUGCUCUGCGGCUCAGGCUGCCUCAACUUGCAAUAUCAUCAGGAAUUCAUUAAAUCAACUGAACAUCAAUGCCAAUUUUAGUGGGUUGCCAGGAGUGAGCUCACAGCUUGCGAAGGUCAAUGAUGUCCUUAAAACAGACCUAUCUAGUCUGGUUCAAAAGGGUUAUGCAGCAUUUAACGAUACUCCAGACUUAGUGGUGAAUCAAACUAAGAACAUUUUAUCAGAUAUCAAAAAUGUGCUGGAAUCCAUUGGUUCAAAUAUCACUACCUUCACAAAAACACUCCCUGUUCAGAAGAUUUUAGCAGAUUUGACGAUCUAUCUUACACAGAGUGAAGCUUAUGUUCAAGAUUAUUUUCCAAUAGUUGAGCAGUACGAUUUCUACAGGUGGCUGGGUUGUCUCAUUUUGUGCUGCAUGGUGGUCCUGAUUCUGGUUUUUUACUAUCUUGGAUUGCUAUGUGGCACCUGUGGUUAUGAUAAACAUGCUUCUCCAACAACCAGAGGCUGCAUCUCCAACACCGGAGGAAACUUUCUUAUGGCUGGUGUUGGAUUCAGUUUUCUUUUCUCGUGGGUGCUGAUGAUUGUAGUGGUACUCACCUUUAUCACAGGUGGAAAUGUAGAAAAACUGGUCUGUGAGCCCUUUGAAGAUAGAACUUUAUUCAAGGUUUUGGAUACUCCCUACUUACUAAAUCAACACUGGAAAAACUAUCUCUCCGGCAUCCUGUUUAAAAAUCCAAAUAUUAACUUGACAUUUGAAAAAGUGUACAGUGAUUGCAAGGAAAACAAAGGAAUUUAUACUUCACUUCACCUAGAACACCUGUUCAAUAUCAAUGAAUUUCUAAAUAUUAGUAUGUAUACAGAAGAUGUAGCACUUAAGAUUGAACAUAUUCAGAUAAACCUCAGCAAAAUCAUUCUGCUGGAUGAAAUUGGGAAGGAGAAUCUUCUAAAUUUCAGCUCUUCAGGAAUAGAAGGGAUAAACUUUGCAGCAUAUUUGACAGAGAUCAAUAAAAGUGUUACCAAGGUUGAUCUUCUGUCAUUUGCUAAUGACUUAGAAGCAAGAGCAGACCAACUGCCAAAAGGAGCACUGGAAAAUGCCUUAAAAGGACACGCGAACAACAUUCGAAUGAUUCAUAACCAGCAAGUCGUUCCACUAGAGCAAGCUAUGAGCACUUUAAAUCAUAGCAUUAGGUUACUGAAGAGGACAUCAUCUGAACUUAUGGUUAAGGUGAAAAAUGUCAUUAGCGCUGUUAAUGCUGCCCAGCUUCUCAUAAAUAACAACGCUUCUCUAGUUAUUGUCCAGGAGACAAAAAAGUACAUGGAUACCAUAGUUGGCUACUUUGAGCAAUACAUUGAGUGGGUCAAGGAGUCGAUUGCCAUGGAGGUAGCAGCAUGCAAGCCUAUUGCCAAUGUGAUAGAUACAGCAGUAGAUAUUUUUUUAUGCAGCUAUAUAACUGAUUCUGUGAAUACCUUCUGGUUUGGUUUGGGAGGCUCUUCAAUAUUUUUAAUUCCUGCCAUAAUUUUUGCUGUAAAACUCUCCAAAUACUAUCGUAGAAUGGAUACAGAGGAUGUAUAUGAUGAUGUCGAAAGUAUACCCAUGAAAACUACAGAAAAUGGUAAUAAUGGUUAUCAUAAAGAGCAUUUAUAUGGUAUACACAAUCCUGUUUUUACAAGCUCUGUGGAACAGUGGUAACACAUACUGGAAACAUUCAGGGGCUAUAUAAAUGAGGCGCAAGAUUCUUCUACGGGAAUAUAUCGUUAUUCUUCCAAGUGUAUUGGCAUUUGUAUUCAUCUUCCAAAUCCUGAGCCACUUGCUUUAUGUCACCCGUACUGUAAAUCCCAAAUGUUCUAUUGAAUGUUAUGCCAUAAACUACUGUACAGAAUAUUUUUGCGAUCAGGGCACUGCCUCUUCAAAUACCACUGUUCAAGGCUUGAAUUCAAAUGGGUUUUUUUUGGUUUUUUACUUUUUUUACACUGGGCUUUCUACCUUACAUUGCAGUAUAUAAAUUAAUUAGAUUAACAGCCUUUGACUAGCAAUCCUCUGACAAUUGGUCAAGUUCUUAUCUUAAACUGUUGAUUUGUGUUAAAUACAGUACAUACACGUUUACAUAAAAAUACAUUUUGUAUACAGAGACUUUUGUAUAUACAUUUUUCUUAAAACUUCUAAGUGUUUAGUUAAGAUUUUAAUAUUGUAUAAUACUCUUCGCAAAUGAAUUUACCAGCAUGAUCAGUGUUGCUAUUUGGUGCUCUUGAAUGACCACUUUGGACUAAAUUUAAAGUGUAAUGGGAUCCACAGUGUCUCCUUGUGUCUCUGAAAAGUUCAGUUGCAGUUUUGUUUUCUCCCUCUUGUUUUAAUUUAAUAUUUUGUGGGUUUUGCAGUAUAGACUUAAAAGGGACUUUUUGAAGAAGUUUGUUUUGAAACUCUUUGGGUGGGAGGGUUGGGAGUGUGCGUGAUGCGUAAUAUAGCGAAAAAGCUAAGCUUUCUAGAGUUUAAUAGUACUCAAAAAGAGCAUGAGAGACGUCAUAAGUUGGUGAUUUUAGAAUGCUUUACAUUCUCUGUCUCCCUCUUCCUCAUUCACACUCACUUCUGUAAUGUCCUUAACAGUAUCACUGUUAAGCUGUGGCUCUUUCAGGGGGCAGUGAUACUAUUUUUGCUAAAUGAUUUCAAAAUAUGAUUUCCAAUAUUGAAAUUCAAAUGUGUUUAGCAAUUGGAGAUAACCUUUGUACUAUUAGAUGUUAUUGCCUUGAAUUUAGGCAUACAGUUGCAUUGCUGAAUUAGUUAACAGCAGAAUUUGCAUCAACAAGGCCAAAAGUAUCUGUUACUAGUUUAAAACAUUUCAGCAGGUGAAGUAAUUGGGUAUAUUGACCUAAAAUAGUGUCUCUUCAUAUAUCAGUAUUGUUAACUUUGUUUCCAACAAGGUUCAUUGGCUUGAAGUAGGGAAAAUCCUGUAAAUAAUUCAUGUAAUUUUAAAGAAAUGCUGAAAAGUGAUACCAGUCUUUAAUCUGGAAUAACCUUAAAUUUUUCAUUUUUAGGUCACAAAUAGAAACAUUUCUAAUUAACAGUAUGUAGCAUAUGUGUAUAUGUAAUGUUCAGAACUGCAGAUUUUUAAAAGUUUCUAUUUUUAAUUUGAGAAAAUGUUCCCAGUUCAUUUAAAUAAAAAAGUACUUGCUUAACUA